AUGCACAAGUCGCAUGUGCAGUCAGACUUGAACUUUCCUUUUUCAUCCACAGCCCCAUCUAACAGCCCCAAAAUCUUCGGGCAUCCUGUCUGGAGAGGAUUACGUUCAUGUGAACUAGAAACCUUUGAGUUUGCAUCCAGAGCAUCCACAGGGGACAGUCCGAAGAGUCACACUCCACCUUUCAGCUUCACUCCAGGGAAGAAAAUCUUAAGCUUUGAUCAGAGUAAAAGCCCCCGUCUGGAAGAAGAGCUGGAGCUGAGUCACUUGCAGCUCCUGCAAGCGUUGUUCGCUAAUCACAGCUCUCCCGAAGGGAAAGACCAAGGCAGGGAAGCAGAGAAUAAAGACCAGUGGGUGAGACCCUCCAGAAAGCAGAAAGUGCAGCCACCAGGAAGUCUGACUCGACAAGAGUUUCACAGAGCCCUGUCAGAGCUGACUGGCUCCGAGAUCUGGAACAACCAAUCAGAGCUGCUUUUCAACAAGGUUGACACCAGCUGCGAUGGCCUUAUUGACUGGAACAAGUUCUGCGCAUACCUGCUGCUCUAUUACAAAGAAAGGGACCCCAUGAAAGCCAAGAAGGAGAUCUUCCUUGGCAGGGAGCCCCUCCUCCGACACUGUGUGCAGAACAAGCUGGCACCAACUACCAGGAUAUUGGCCAUCUCUUCUCCACCGCCACUCUGGUUUGUAAGUGUCAGCAAAGGAGGAGUUCUUACUACCUGGGACAGCGCGCUGCAUAUUCAGAAAACGUAUGAGAUUGCAACAGAUUCCAAAGGCUCUCAAGCAGAAAAAAGAAGAUUGAAAUCCUGGACCACAGAUGCUGCGUACAUGGCAAAUGUCCACAAAAUCGCUGUAGCCACCACCUGCAGGGAUAUUCACUUUUUUGACGUGUCCGCGGCAAACCUUUUUGAAGAGUUUCAUUUAUUUGCUCUGAAAAAUGUUCCAACAUCAUUGUACUACUGGUAUAAUGCAAAGUCCUUAGGGAGUCGCUCCUUGCUGCUCUGGGGAGAUGACCGUGGUGGGGUUCACCUGCUCUGGCUGCUGUGUCCUCAUUUGGGCGUCUUUGAAAAGCCCUUCAUGGAUCAGUCGGGGCCACAAAGGAUCUUCCUGCAGGAAAUUAAAGAGCACAGUAAGCUCCUGCAAUAUCAAACCAUCCCAGAGGUGCAUGAGGAAGCUGUUUCCCAAAUCCAGUAUGCAGCAGAGGGAGAACUCAUCAUCACAUCCUCAGGCAGUCCCCAGACCUCUGUGGUGAUCAUGGAUGUUCUCAGAAAGAGAAAAGUUUACACCUGGAAAAUCAAGAAGGUCCUGAAAGUAUGGGAUAUUUUCUCACAGGCUUGUCUGCAGACACUGGCACUCAAGAUCCCAUGUGUCCAGCCAGAACAAGCACUAGAACAGGGGGAUUUUCCCAUCUUGCUCAUCCAGCAGUCUCCCCACCUCCUCUUAGUCUCCUGUACUGAUUACAUUGGAUUGUUGAAGCUCCCGCAUGUCAGUCCUGAGGAAGAAAUGCUGGCUACCCAUGAUGCACCAUUAUGCAGUGCUCUGUACAACACCUUCUUCCACCAGGUGGUGACAGGAGGUGAUGACGCCACAGUUGCUGUGUGGGAUGUGGAGACGGGGGCCAGACGCCUCCUCAUAAACAAUGCCCAUGGGAAGGAAGAGAUUACAUGCAUGGCCCUUGACAACUCCCAGCACAGGCUCAUUACGGCAGCAAGAAAUGGGACCAUAAAGGUCUGGCAUAUUCAGACUGGCCACAACUUGCACCAACUGGAGGUAGUGGAAGAAGCUGAAGUCACGGGACUUGUAGCUUUGCGGGAUCAAACAUUGCUCACAGUGGGAUGGAAUCAGAAAAUCGUCCGUUAUGAUUUCUGUGAACCUGGGGCCCUACAUGUUACUGCGCAUCCUUCUUGGAAGGGCGGGCAGCUACACAAAGAGGACAUCCUGACUGUGGACUAUUGUCCUUCUCUUGGGCUCCUGGCUUCAGCCAGCUUCGAUGGAGAAAUUAUCGUGUGGGAUGUGGAAUCCCAGGGUGUGUAUCUCUACCUCAGACAGACUCAGCCCGAAAGGUCACAUCCUCCAGUGGAUAAACUACUCUUUCUCCAGCAUCGAUCCCUGGAUGGUGUUUCAAAAGACAGUGCAAUCCUUGUGAGUUCUGAUGCCGGGAACCUUCGCUGGUGGAGCGUCCUUGCAGAACAACGGGAAUUUGGUUUUUAUUAUGCCCCAGCUAAAGAGGAUGCGUCUGUGACUGGAUUGUCAGCCAAUCAAAUGAACAGUGUUCUUGUAUCUGGAGACACAUGUGGAUUCAUUCAGGUUUGGGACAUUUCAGAUUACGGGCUGUCCCCUAGAACUCAGGGCUCUCUGGAAAAGCCUCCCUUACUGUGUAGCUGGAGAGCCCAUAACAGCACUGUGGUGAGUGUCGAGCACUUCAUGUUCGGUUCAGAUUCAUUCAUUCUGAGCGGCUCCUCGGACAGAAGCGCCAGACUGUGGACCCCAGAUGGGAAAUUUGUGGGAACCUUUGGGCAGGAAAAGAGAUGGGACUUGAAAAAUCCAUCAACGUUCACCCACCCCAAGGACCCCUGGAGUGAGAGAAAAGAAAUCAGGAAAAAACGAACGCCAACCAAGCAGCCGGCAUAUACUGAUGGGCGGCUCUUCAGUUCAGGGGAGCUUGUCAGAAAUGUGGAGGGAGAGACAGAAGAGAAGGUAAACCAGGAGAUCAAUGGGGGAAGCACAAUGGAGGAGAGAGAGCAACUUCAGGAGUUCCAGUUACCAAGAGCGGAUGGUGCCCAUCCAUCCACAUCCCCCAGCCAGAUUUCUGCCGAGGAUGCAGUGCAAAGCCGCCUGACUACUCCACAAUCGUUCACCUCAAAUCAAAGAAAACACGAGUGCCAGAGCCUUUUCAGACACCAUCUGGAAAAUGACCUGGUGAAAAGAAUUACAGGAAGGAAAGCCCGUCGGCGUGUGUUUGGGGCUAUCAGUGCUAACAAAUUCAACCGGUUUGGGACACUCUGUUCACCUUUUCAUGCACUAGCAACCCCGGAGAUGCAGAAAUUAACUUUACCUCAAGACUUACCCAUGACCCCUCGGAUGCUAAGGCAGGGCAUAGUCUGCAGCACUGAGACGGACUUACGGUCUUUACCAUUAACCUUCCCAGACCUGGACGCCGAGAAGACAGAAGAGCCCAGCCUGAGUGAGAGAAAGAAGUCAUCAGUCCACAUGAAAACCCCUCUGCUUCCCCCAUUAGUUAAACCUACCAGAGCUAGCCUCUCCCACAGUAAAAAGCCUAAAAGUUUCCAAUUUCCCUCCCAGUUCCCACAGUAGCUGUCUCUAUUAGCCUGUAAUAGAUGCUAAGUAUUGGCACCUUCUGAAAGAGAAUAUCUGGAUUCCACUUCUACAACAAUAUGCUUUGUCUUUUUUGUAUUAGACCCUGGAGCAUUGUUUUAAGCAAUCCCUUUGACACCUAAAUUCCUCUUUGAUACACAUAUAAAGUAAUUGCAAAAGA
Messenger RNA from Mauremys reevesii (Reeves's turtle), 3490 nucleotides. RefSeq lists its product as uncharacterized. Gene Ontology annotation, molecular function: protein binding. The coding region runs from base 1 to 3309 and encodes 1102 amino acids. The record is from RefSeq and is a predicted model, not a curated record. The transcript has 21 exons. Lineage: Eukaryota; Metazoa; Chordata; Testudines; Geoemydidae.